AUGGCGACUAAUCGAGUGUUAAGUCUCUUCGUGUUUCUCUUUAUUUUCGGCUUGGAGGUAAGCACCUUGGCCUGGUGUUAUUGCCAGGCGAUCCAAGAAGUAAACAGAAAUAACUUUGGCGAACUUGAAAGAAGAGUGAACUUGCCGUUGUAUGUGCAAAAUGACUAUAUCGCUGAUAGAACUGUGAUCAGCGAAGCAAAUUAUUACUGUUCUUUGCAAAAAGUGUUUGCUUGGUGCUAUGUUUGGCCGCUUGGGGAAGUUGAUACUAGGUAUACCAGAAAUUAUAGAUUUGGUUUUGCUCUCUCUUAUGCUAUACAGUCAACUAAAGAAAAGUAUUUGGAUCGACUUCGUGGUUUUGGUUCAACGGCAUUUAAAAAGUUUUAUCCUUCAGGGAUAUGCGAUAUCUGCAUUGCAAAUUAUCUUGAGCUACCUAAGCAAAUCUACAAUUACUAUUAUCGACAAAACAUCCCUAUAAUGGUGGGAGUUCGUAGCAACAGAAAAUGGUCUCAUUCGAGAGUUACCUAUUAUAAUAAUUCGAUAGCUACUUUCCAUCUAUUAUUAAGAAGCGGUGAUGUAGAGGAGAAUCCUGGCCCUCAAAGCAACACUAAACAAAAGGCUCCCCGCUGCGUCGAGUGUGAGAAACCAGUUGCCAAGAACCAUAAGCGAACUCUCUGUGCUGAAUGUUUUGAUAUAAGACAUGCAAAAUGCACAAGAUUCUUAGAUCCAAAAGCAGUCUCUUCUAUAGCACCUGUUGAUUGGACUUGCCUCAAGUGUACAUUUAAUGCAUUACCUUUUUCCUCAUAUGAUCUGAACGAUACAGAAACUGAAGCUGGUGAACAAUAUUCCUCUACUACCCUCAACACUUCUGAUAUCUGUUCUAUUUUAAAUCGACAUCCUAAACACUUGAAAAUUAUGCACUUAAACACUCAGAGUAUGGUAUCAACUUUUAAUGAAUUUUUACUUGCAGUAUCUCAGUAUUCAUUUGAUGUAUUUACUUUAAGUGAAACCUGGUUGAAAAACAAUCCCUACCUAUUGGAAUAUGUUUCAAUACCCGGUUACUCGGCUGUUUUUCGAAAUCGUGAUGCUAUAAAGGGUGGCGGUGUAGGGGCCUACAUUCGUGAGUCACUACAUUUUAAGCGUAGAGAGGACAUUGAAAAGUUGCAACCUGAUUUUGAACAUCUUUGGCUUGAGUUUCCAGGAAGAAACAGACACAGCAAAACUCUUGUUGGUAUUUUUUACCGUUCAACUCGUAUGCUUAAUACCCGAGAAUGGCUCGACCGCAUGGAAACUCUGCUUGGUUACAUAAAUACAACUUGGAAUGGCCUAUUAUUAAUUACCGGAGAUAUGAACAUAGACAUGCUAACUCCAACUAAUGCUGUUACGAAAGAAUAUCAAUCACUCCUCGACAUGUUUGAUCUUCACCAGAUGAUUAAAGAACCAACCAGAACUACCCGUAUGUCACAAACAAUUAUUGACCAUAUUGUCGUAAACUCACCAUCAAGUGUUACGGCAUCUGGUGUAAUCCCUUGUUCUAUUGUUAGUGACCAUGAUGGGGUCUAUGCCUGUAUUAAUACUAGAGUUCCACAAUUUAAACCAAGAUAUAAAUACAUCAGGAACACAAGAUCCUUUGACAGAUCUGCUUUCAUUAAUGACUUUCACACCAUCCCUUUUUCCGUGGCUGAAUCUUUUGAUAAUCCUGAUGAUCAGCUACAAACUAUCAAUAAAUUGUUAAAUGAAUGCCUAGAACGGCAUAGUCCUCUUAUUAGAACUCGCAUUACUCGCCCUCCUGCUCCUUGGAUGAGAACGCCCAAUAUUGAAAAUUUAAAACUACAGAGGGAUAAACUACGAGAGGAAGCACACUCGACAAAAUCGGAAGAGUCGUGGCGUUCGUAUAGAUCCGUAAGGAACGCAUUAAAAGUUGAAAUACGUUCAGCACGCAAAUCUUUUAUGGAAAAUGCAUUAUCAUCUCGUAAUUCACGAGACGUUUGGAAAAUUAUACAUCGUAUCUUGAAACCAAAUCCAAAGCCUUUGCGUGUUGACCUUGAUGACCUCAAUCAACAUUUUGUAACGACAGCACACCGUACUACUGGUUGCCAACCCGUGGAAGAACAUGAGCUUCUUGAAAUGAUUGACAAUUUACCUGAUGAUAUGAAUGAUUUUUUUAAACUUAGUCAAGUCUCGAUAAAUGAAGUAACGAAUAUUAUCAAAACACUUCGAUCUGAUUCAUCGACUGGACCUGACUGCAUACCUAUUAAUUAUGUUAAGAUGGUUAGUGAAGAUAUUGCUGUACCCAUCACGAAUCUUAUUAACAAAUGUAUUAGGGACUCUUGUUUUCCCAAAGCUUGGAAAAUUGCAAGGGUAUCUCCCAUUCCAAAGGUGAAUAAUCCAGUGGUGAAUGACCAGCUACGACCGAUAUCGAUUUUACCAGCGCUCUCUAAGGUCUUCGAGAAAGCCGUUGCCCUCCAGAUAAUUGAUUAUGUUGAAAAGUAUACUGUAUUAAACGAAAAAGUUACUGGUUUUCGUAAAGGUCAUUCUACCAUCACGACCUUAAUUGGUAUUAAGGACGACAUAAUCCGUGCUAUGAGAAAACGUGAAAUUACCUUGAUGGUAUUAGCGGACUAUUCAAAGGCCUUUGACACUGUUAGCUUCAAAUCGAUGAUUACCAAAAUGCGUAAAUUGAAUUUCUCUAAGUCCUUCCUUGUGUGGAUACUCAACUAUAUGUCAAAUUGUGAACAGUUUGUUUAG
Messenger RNA from Dendronephthya gigantea, 2745 nucleotides. RefSeq lists its product as uncharacterized. The record is from RefSeq and is a predicted model, not a curated record. Gene Ontology annotation, molecular function: catalytic activity. Lineage: Eukaryota; Metazoa; Cnidaria; Anthozoa; Malacalcyonacea; Nephtheidae. The coding region runs from base 1 to 2745 and encodes 914 amino acids. The transcript has a single exon.